Molecule: messenger RNA, 989 nt
Organism: Zingiber officinale
Lineage: Eukaryota; Viridiplantae; Streptophyta; Magnoliopsida; Zingiberales; Zingiberaceae
Product: protein MAINTENANCE OF PSII UNDER HIGH LIGHT 1-like
Exons: 3
Coding region: 48-821 (257 amino acids)
Biological process (GO): regulation of protein complex stability
Cellular component (GO): chloroplast thylakoid membrane
Source: RefSeq, a predicted model, not a curated record
UGCUUUCCAGUGGUUUUCUCGAGUCCCGCAAAUUGAGUCUCCUCUCCAUGGCGUGCACCACCCAGUCCAUGAUCUCAGCUAACAGCUGCGUGUUCCCAUCUCAGAGGUUCUUAGGGAGGAAUCCACAGAGGGCAAAGUGCGGAAGCACCAGGAUCUUAUUCUCUGCCACGGCUUCUUCCUCCGGCCCCGACGAAUCUGAUUGCAACGACGAAGAGUGUGCUCCUGAUAAGGAGGUCGGAAAGGUCAGCGUCGAUUGGUUAGCUGCUGAGAGAACAAAGGUGGUCGGAACAUUCCCACCUCGAAACAGGGGCUGGACUGGUUAUGUAGAGAAAGAUACUGCUGGACAAACAAACAUUUACUCUGUGGAGCCAGCAGUUUAUGUCGCAGAUAGUGCGAUAAGCUCUGGGACUGCCGGAACUUCACCUGAUGGAGCUGGGAAUACUCUAGCCGUAACUGGUGUUUUAGCACUUGUUUCGAUCGCUGCAGCCUCUACCAUACUUAUUCAAGUUGGUAAAAAUCAGCCACCAGUGCCGACUGUUGAUUAUUCUGGACCACCUCUCGGUUACUACAUCAACAAGUUCAAAUCAGUGCCGAUAGUUGAAGCUUCAGUACGACCAGCACCUCAAACCUCUUCCACCGUCGAAGCUUCAGUUCCUCUUGAAUUUUCAAGUUUUUCAUCUGUAGAAGCUUCAAUCACACCCCAGUCACAAAUAGCUAAUGCACAAGAAGCUAGGAAACAAGAGGUUGUUCCUGAAGUUCAAGUUGGAUUAAGAGAGGCUGUUGUCGAUGCUCGAAGUAUGAGUGCAAGCAUUGUUUCUUAAAUGAUGUUUGACUUGAUUUGCGAGUAGUUCCUGUAGGAAUUACAAUUGUUUUUGCUGUGAUUUAUAGCCUAAUUCUGUUGAUCAAUAUGAGAUGAUGCUUAUCUUUCAAACCAUAAGUAACAAUUUGCAAUUAUUUGUCAUGUUGACAAAUAUGCUAACCUUUAUUAA